UAUCUGCUGGCCAAACAGAAAUAAUAGCACCUUGGUCCCGCCCGAAGGAGAAGAAAGCAUGCAUGCAUGCUUCAGUGCACUUGCUGUAUACCCUGCUGCUCAGUUCGUUCCCGCUGACAUCGAUAAACUGGAGUUUCAAUCCGAGUUUCUGUCAUUCAAAGAGAUACGCCCUUUUCAACUCGCCAUGAUCAUGAAGGAAGAAUGAGUAUAGAAACAGAUUUGAAUCAUUGCAUGGAAUGUUUUGAAAGGAUUGACAACUAAGACAUCGGAUAGUCAUGAUGAGGUUUAAAUAUGAAGAUGGGCAUAAGACUAUCAGUCUCGUGUUCUUCUUUGCUUUGGUCGCCAUGUCUUUAUCGCAACAGUCUUUGGCAAUGGAAUGUCAAGACCAGAUUAUUCAAGCACCCGACUGGUCCAGUAACGUGACAGUUCGUUACACAACCAACGUCACUUCUCCAGAAAACGUCACAUACGACCCAGCAGAUAAUACCGCUUUCGCAGUUGGGAUAUACAACAUCACGGCAAUGCUCAGUGGUUCUACAGACUGCACCUUUCGACUUGUUGUUUUGGCCAAUCCGGUGUGUCCAGCAAGUGUUUCUCAGUCUAAUGAUGAGAAUGUGACAACGGCCGAAGUCAUCUGGGACUUUCCAUUUGAGAAUCGUAUUGAUCUUUUCCCUUUGACCUCUAAUCCGUCUAACGGGACAACCUUUGACCUUGGUGUGACUGACGUAACGGUAUUCAUCACCGAUUUCCCAGAUUACAGAUGCACUUUUCAAGUGGAAGUGAAAGAUGGGCAACCGCCCUGGCUGACUUGCCCAGAAAGCCUCAAUGUGAGCAACUCUGCACUGGCCACCUGGAAUGUUCCGAUAGCUUCGGACAAUUCUGGAAAAGUUCUACUGAGCUCCAGCCACUCACCAGGAAGCUACUUUCAAAUCAAUACAUCCACUGAGAUCACCUAUACCGCGGUGGAUGGGAACGGAAAUAGUGCCUCCUGUUCCUUCAAUCUGACCAUUGUCCCGGAUGGAUCGCCAGAGAUCAUGAACUGUCCUUCGAAUAUCAACAAGGAGACACCUGUUGGCGUAACCAGCACGACUGUCACCGAACUGUGGACCCAGGAACCCACGGCUAUAUCCCCAUUGGGAAGCACGGUGACUCCAUCUAGUAACUUCAACAUGACCUCUACCUUUGACCUUGGAACAACCAAAGUCACCUACACAUUCAGAGAUGAGAAUGGAUUUAGUUCCAAAUGUGUCUUCCUUGUCUCCAUAACAAGUGCAAGUGACACAGAGGCCCCGACACUUGACGAUGGCGUAACAUGCCCGUCAACUGUCAUUCGGAAUGCUCCACCAGGAACGACCGAGCUGCAAGUCAUUUACGAUGAACCAACGUUCACCGAUAACGUUGAUGGGAAAAACAUCGUGAUCACACAGACGAAGUCCUCGGGUUCGACGUUCACCGCGGGAACGACGGAGGUUCUGUACGUCGCUGCAGAUUCAUCUUUUAACAUGAACACCAACUGCAUAAUUAACGUUAUCGUCAAUGUGACGGAAGACAACGAGAAUCCAGUGAUUUCGGGUUGCCCAGCUAAUAUCACGCGAUGGGUAAGAGAGGGAGGAUCCCCUGUGGUUGUCAACUGGCCCAGUCCAAACGCAACUGAUAACUUCGAGGUGGUGACAUUUAACUCCUCCCACUGGCCAGGGUCCAUGUUUGAUGAGGGUGUGACGCGGGUCACUUAUAAUGCAACCGAUCUAGUCAACAGACAAGAUACCUGCGAGUUUCUUGUCACAAUAAUAGUUGAUACCGAGUUACCGGUUGUUGACUGUCCGGAUAAUAUCAACGUUUUCGUUGGAGAGACAGUGAAUUCGUUGCCAGUGACAUGGGAUCCCCCUAACAUCACAGACAAUUCCGGUAAUGUCACUAUGGUAUCGAGUCAUCAAUCUGGGGACAGUUUUGGCGCCAACGACCCCACCACGGUCACCAUUGAGGUCACAGAUGAAGCUGGAAAUGUUGGACUACCCUGUAGUUUCAUAGUUAGCGUAAUUGUUGACCCGGCUCCGGUCUUGAUAUGUCCUAAUGAUUCAAUCAUCAAUAGUACCGUGUCUGGACAAUCUUAUGCUGACAUCUACUGGCUAGAUGAGAUAACAGUGACAGACGACACAUCAGUGACGGCUAUCAACCCGCCUAAAAACCCACUUCGAGUUGAACUUAACUCACCGACCACGGUUAACUACACAGUCAAAGACUUACGAAAUAACACCAAAUCAUGCAUUUUCCAACUACAGGCCAACGACACGGAAGGACCGGUGUGGAGUCCGUGUCCUUCCGAUAUCAUACGAGAAGCCGACCCAGGUACCAAUUCGGCCAUCGUAAGCUGGGAUGUUCCUGUCAACCUUACGGACAACUCAGGCGAAACUCCCACUGAGGAGGAUCGUCCUACGACCCCUCAACGUUUCUUCAGUGGAAUACCCAACACAAUCACCUACCUAGCCUGGGAUGGAUCGGGAAAUAUGGGCACCUGUGAGUUUGACGUCAUAGUUACAGUCGAUUCGGAGGAUCCUGAAAUCUUAAACUGUCCACCAAACAGCCCACUGGUUUUCUCCACCCCGACUGGAGCUGCUUCGGCCGCUGUCACCUGGGAUGACAUCACGGCAAACGAUACGGCAGACGGUCCCCUCGCUGUUGUGCCAUUAAACAUCAACCCUAGCCCUGGUGAUGUUUUAGCCAUAGGAAUAUAUGACGUCAAAUACACGGCCACAGACAGCAGUGGCAAUGUAGCAACAUGCGAGUUUCAGGUCGAAGUGAACGACCCUGAGCCACCAACUAUCACCGGUUGUCCUGAUGAUAUAAUCGCUUACGCCCGAUCACAAACGAGUCAGAUUCCAGUUUCCUGGACAGAGAAUGCGACAGCCACAGAUAACUCUGGGACAGUCACCGUCUUUAGUAACCCAGUAUCAGGCUCGCUCUUCCCCACUGGUCAGACGACUCAGGUAGUUUACUCGGCCAGAGAUCCAUCGGGAAACGAAGCAGCGAAUCCAUGUCCAUUCACCGUUACCGUCCAGACAGCAGAUUUGAUAACUAUUAGAGGUUCUGUGACACUUGAUCAGAUCCGAGGGAAUGGAGUCUUUACCGAUCAACAAACAGCAGAGGAAACACUGGAAGCAGAUCUGGUGUCAUUAUUUCGGACAACAAGUCUUGCUCCUGAAUAUUUUGUAGAUGUUGAGGUGUCAAGCUCAGUGAUCGUCUCGGACAGCAACCUCCGUGCUAGCUUUACGCUUUACCUCGCUCCGGAUUCUCACUACAAUAGAGGGGACAUCGAGGAUAUAUUUUACAAUGCACUGGGGAACCGAGUGAGCUUUGACAGUGGAAACGUUAUUGUACCGGAAAGCUUUGAUCUGGACGUGAGGGAAUUUCGGGGUGAGUUCACUCUCAGGAGUAUACUACCAUCUAUUGCUGGCGUUGACUUCGCAUCAUGCUGCUCAGAUCCCAACAGUCAAAGUUACCAAAAUUUACUGGAGAGAAUCUAUACUUAUUUUACUGCUACAUUUGGGAGUAUGAGUUUUUUCCGAAUGGCACGUAUCCUGCCACUUCAAGAAGGAAGCGUCAUAGUCCCAUAUACUCUAACAUUCGAUCGCUUCACCCAAGUUAACUUAAACGACAUAGAAGCUGCCUUCAACGCAACCGUUCAGGAGGCGACAAGGGAGCUGGCUCAAACUGAUCUUUUCCUAAUGUUGACUGGAGGCAUAGGUGAAACCGUUGAGGUAUGUCCAGUUGGCUACUGUCGCAAUGGAGGUACUUGUAACAUCUUAACAGACACGUAUUCCUUCAGUUGCAGUUGCCAGUCCGGAUUUACAGGAGCACAGUGCGAGGAUACGACAACAACUCAACAACUAAGCACCGGUGCUAUCAUUGGGAUCUUACUUGGUGUGAUGGGAUUUAUUCUGGUUCUCCUCGUCGUCUGUUGUUGUUGUCUGUGGUUGAUGGGUUCUAGGUCGGGCAUGCUCUACGAUGAGGAGAAAUUGAUGAAAAAGGAACCUCGACCCCUGCUCAUGCUGCCGAUGGAUGAAGAAUAUUACCGGCCGCCACCUCGCCGCACCCGGCCAACCAUUACAGAAAUACCCAAUGAACCGGAUCCUCGGCCAACCAGACCGCCCACUCCGCCCCCAUCGGAAGGCCCCUCCUUUCUGCAUGAGGAUCCCCUUUUCCUACAACCCGCCCAACCAGUCCCUAAACCAACCCCGCCUCCCCAACCCAUGAUCCUGCCUCGUCCUCACCAACACAUGAUCCCACGGAGUUCAUCUCCGCAUCGUAGAGAACGUCCACCGGGUUACUAUGAGACUGAAGAAUUACAUCCUCUACCACCACCGUCACCACCCCCACAACCACCACCACCACAACUGUCUCCGCAAAUCUUGAUGCUUCCACAACCUGCUCCAAGAUGGCGCCGAGUUAGGGAUCGUGUUGACCGGUAUUUACAACCAAGGCGAGUGCUAAAAGGGCCUCGGUUCCGUGGUAGCCGCCGACCUGAACCGUUGAAAUAUGCUGGAGAGUUACCACCAAGCUACGAGCUGAGGCCAGUGCAUGUUUAUGACCAGGGACCAAUAGUUCCAGGUCCACGAUUCAUUGGAGACUAUGCUCCAGACUCGGCACCCAUGUACCACCAGGGUGGGGGACCCAUUCGUAGAAGCAGUUCCAGGAGGCCGAGGGUCCCUCAAAUGAGAGGUAACCACCUACCAGAAGAGGUGGGAGAAAUGAAACAAAGACUGUUCCAUGAGUUUAACUAUUAACCAAGUAUAGUUGAUGACCAUAUGCUUACUCUGUCAAAGAGGGCUUGGGGUUAUAGUGGAAUCUGUUAUACAGAAAACAGAACAAUAUCAUGUCUUUGAGGACGAAUGUGGAAUUAAAAGAAUUCAAAUUCAUUUUUUUUGUAGAAACACAAGAAAUCACUUUAAUAGUAUGAUUGAGUGAGCGCACAUUGAAAUAAAUGGCAAGACAUGCAAAAAUAAAUUUUCAAACAUCAAAGUUAUUUAAUCAAGUAUGACAGCAUUUAAACUUAGAAUGAAAUUUGUCUUCAAUGUGUCAUGCAUGACUUCAUGAAUUAUCAUUAUUUUUACACAGAUGUUAAUAAGUUCUAUUUGAUUCAGGGAACUUUCUUUUUUGUGUAUUUGUAGAUUAUUAAAAUCUAGUUUAUAAUGUAGUAAUAUGCUUCAUCAUGUUCUUAUGCUCUGAAAGUGAAAAAGGACAACUUGUGUAAAAUAUAAUGUGAAAGCUUUAUACAAAUGAUAAUUACCCAGAAUGGCAGAUAAUCAGUUUCAUCGAAGAUCAAUUAUAUAAUUAUCAGGACUUAUUUUGAAAUAUUUUAACAAUAUAAAUUUACACUUAAAAACUGAAAUAAGUAUUGGAUAACAUGUAUUUUUAAAGUAAAAUUUGCACAUUUUAAACUAUUGUGAUUAUUUUGUCAAAUUAAAAUGAAUAAUUUGUACACAGUAUUUGUCAAAAUAGUAUCCAAGUACCUAUCCAGCAUAUAUCUAAAAAUAAAGUAAGUGAUCCUGUUUCUUCAAAUUUAAUAAUUAAGGAAUACAAUUUUGUGAAUGAAAAAGAUAGCAGACAUAUAUAUACCUGUAUGCUGAUGAAAUAGAUUUCAUAAAAUGAUACAUUUUUAAAUAUAAAUUUUCAAAAUUUUCAAUUAUUGGUCAAUAAAAAUCUUAAAGCAUAGAGAUCGGUUGAGAAUGUACUCCCUCACACCAAUAUGUGUGUAAAAUCUUACAAAUAUCUUUCACCAGGUAAUAUCCAAUAUUUCUUUUUGUCACAAAUGAAUACAGCCAGUAGGCCUACUAUGCCAUGUGAAACAAUAAAUCCAUACCUCACUUUUAAACUGUA
This is a messenger RNA of Lytechinus variegatus (green sea urchin), 5874 nucleotides long. RefSeq names its product hyalin-like. The record is from RefSeq and is a predicted model, not a curated record. The transcript has 25 exons. The coding region runs from base 276 to 4781 and encodes 1501 amino acids. NCBI's taxonomy places the organism in Eukaryota, Metazoa, Echinodermata, Echinoidea, Temnopleuroida, Toxopneustidae.